AUGUUCCGUAAUCAAUACGAUCAUGAUGUUAGCAUUUGGAGUCCUCAAGGAAGACUUUACCAAAUCGAAUACGCCAUGGAAGCUGUGAAGCAAGGUGCAGCAACUGUAGCAGUUAAAUCGAAAACACAUGUUGUUCUUUGUGCCUUGAAACGUGCUCCGUCAGAAUUAUCGGCUCAUCAAAAAAAGAUCAUGUUUAUUGAUGAUCACAUUGGUGUUUCGAUCGCUGGAUUAGCAUCAGAUGCUCGCAUUCUUUGCCGUUUCAUGCGAACUGAAUGUAUUAAUCAUCAAUAUGGUUUCGACAAACCUAUGCCGGUGACAAGAUUAAUGGAUCAUGUUAGCAAUAAAUGUCAAGUUCCAACUCAACGCUAUGGACGUCGUCCAUUUGGUGUUGGUUUCCUCAUGGCUGGCUUCGAUGAAAAAGGUACACAUUUAUAUCAACUAUGCCCAUCGGCGAACUAUUACUCAUGCAAAUGCAUGGCCAUUGGUGCUCGCUCUCAAUCAGCUCGGACAUACUUGGAAAAGAAUCUUGACAAAUUCUCUGAUUCAAAUCAAGACGAGUUAAUUAAACACUGUAUGAGGGCAUUACGUGAUACCUUACCGAAUGAAGUGGAAUUAACAAUUAAGAAUUGUGCAGUUGCAGUCGUAGGAAAAGAUACACCAUUCGCUAUCUUAGAUGAUGUACGCGUUACAGCAUAUUUAACCGCAAUUGAAGGUGAUGAACGUGCACCACAAGCUCAAGAUGAUACUUUGAUUACUGGUGGCGAUGAUCUUCCACCACCACCACCACAAGGUGGCAAUACUGAUCCACGAGUUGCUAUCGCGACAGAACGCAUGGAAUCGUAG
This is a messenger RNA of Adineta ricciae, 843 nucleotides long. The record is from the annotation of a GenBank genome assembly. Lineage: Eukaryota; Metazoa; Rotifera; Eurotatoria; Adinetida; Adinetidae.